This is a messenger RNA of Vanrija pseudolonga, 1294 nucleotides long. RefSeq lists its product as uncharacterized. The transcript has 2 exons. The coding region runs from base 25 to 1188 and encodes 387 amino acids. Lineage: Eukaryota; Fungi; Basidiomycota; Tremellomycetes; Trichosporonales; Trichosporonaceae. The record is from RefSeq and is a predicted model, not a curated record.
CCUCAAACAACAUCCUCACACACAAUGCCUCGCAAGCGCCAAACGCCCAAGCGCUCCCCGGCCAACGCACUCCUCGCUUCCGCAACGAUCAUAAUGUACUCGCCCCACCUCGUCGAUAUCAUCAUGCAGCACGCCGCUCGCUCUACCCUCGUUUCCUGCCUGCGCGUUAACCGUCUUCUCCACAAUGCAGCAGGCAAGGAGCUAUACCAUACCGUUCGGAUCCACGGGCGGAACGCGCACGGCUUAUUCGAUGGCGUGGAGUGGGAGGACCACCUCAUGGAGGGCUCGGAGGAAGACGGGGAAGACGAGGGUGGCGACGAAGGUGCGCUGUUCAACCCCACCCCACGCGAAAACAUGUUCAAGAAUCGACUGCUGGAGCACGUCCGCGUCCUCCCGAUCGGGUCGCACUCGUACCAUCUGUGCGAGGAACAAGUCAGUCCAAUUGAGAACCUCGGCGAACUCCUCAAGGCUCUCUUGCGGGGUGUCCAUACGGUCCGAGUGGUCCUCACCCCCAAGGGCAGCGGCCUAGGCUUCCUCUGCUGUGGACGAAACGACCGCUGCGAGAUACUGCCCGAGCUCUCCCCUUCAAAGGUCGUCAUCCGCAACGUCUCCGCCUCGGCCGUCUGCGACUUCAGCGGUUACUGGCCCCGGGCGUCCCUCGCCAACGUCGUUUGGGUGCUUCCCACCAACCGAGAGAGCGAGGACACGAGCCAAGGAUACGUCACAGACCUCGGGGACUGUGGGACGCAAGCUCCCAACGUCCGCAUGCUCUUUCACAGGGGCUUCGAGACGUGGCAUCACAAGAAGGGUCCGAAGACCAGGUCAUCAAGCAAGGGUUCUCAAGCUGUGCGCUUCUUCGUAUCGCCGGUCCACAUCAACCGCCUGUUAAACGCGAUCAAGCGCUUGGUCGAGCCACACGACGUGCCGGUCUAUGGCCUCGAGAGGGUCAAGUUUGUCGCGCAUCCUUCCGACCCACUGGUGCAACACUAUCGCAGUUCUUUCCCUUACGGACCCCUCGAGUCCGAUGAUCUGCGCAAACUGGCUGUGGACGAGUUCAUGAAGCCAGUGACCAAUGUCAUUGGUGCAGAUUCGUCCAACAGCCCGUACGCGUUCAAGACGCUUGCCGAGUACGCCGCACUCGAUGCCGACGACGCGAGGUUCGACCUCGAUGACGAAUACCGCCGUUAGGGUGACCGAGAAGACAGCGCCUAUGCAGCAGUGCAGAGUUCAAGUUCAUCCGUAAUGUAAGCCUCAUCUGUAGUGAGAUAAGUGUUGUCCCAUGGCGUAGAUGCAU